GAAAAUCAAAAUUCGCUACUAUUUCUCUGUUCCCUAAUUUCUUUCGAUUUCAAUUCAUUAGUCCUAAAAAGCUUUAAUUUUUCUAAUCCCCCAGUUCUCCUUCUUCUGCUUCUGAAUCGUCGUUUAACGUAUUGCUCCGUCUUUUCACUUUCUCCGCCAUGGCUACGCAACAACAGCAAUCCGCCAUUAAAGGCGCGAAAGUGCUUAUGGUUGGAGCUGGUGGGAUUGGUUGCGAGUUACUUAAGACUCUUGCUCUUUCUGGAUUCGAGGACAUUCAUAUUAUUGACAUGGACACUAUUGAAGUCAGUAACCUGAAUAGGCAAUUUCUAUUCCGUCGUUCUCAUGUUGGGCAGUCUAAGGCUAAGGUUGCCAGAGAUGCAGUCUUGAGAUUUAGGCCUAACAUUAAUAUAAGAUCAUACCAUGCAAAUGUGAAGAAUCCCGAGUUUGAUGUUGAUUUUUUCAAGCAAUUUGAUGUUGUUCUGAAUGGGCUGGACAACUUGGACGCAAGGCGUCAUGUGAAUCGCCUUUGUCUUGCAGCUGAUGUUCCUCUUGUAGAAAGUGGGACAACGGGCUUCCUUGGACAGGUAACUGUGCAUAUAAAGGGAAAAACAGAAUGUUAUGAGUGCCAAACCAAACCUGCUCCAAAGACUUAUCCUGUGUGUACAAUAACCAGCACGCCAACUAAGUUUGUGCACUGUAUUGUAUGGGCAAAAGACCUGCUCUUUGCAAAGUUGUUUGGCGACAAGAAUCAAGAUAAUGAUCUUAAUGUGCGAUCCAACAAUUCUGCAAGCUCAUCCAAAGAAACAGAAGAUGUAUUUGAACGUUCAGAAGAUGAAGAUAUUGAGCAGUAUGGUAGGAAGAUAUAUGAUCAUGUGUUUGGUUCUAACAUUGAAGCGGCUUUGUCCAAUGAAGAGACAUGGAAAAAUCGCAGACGACCAAGGCCUAUAUACAGUAAGGAUGUCUUGCCUGAAAGUCUGACUCAACAAAAUGGAAGCACUCAGAAUUGUUCUGUUACUGAUGGUGAUUUAAUGGUCUCUGCCAUGCCAUCGCUUGGCCUGAAGAAUCCACAGGAAUUGUGGGGUCUAACGCAGAAUUCUCUUGUGUUCAUAGAAGCAUUGAAGUUGUUCUUCGCCAAGAGAAAGAAGGAAAUAGGACACCUUACUUUUGACAAAGAUGAUCAGUUAGCUGUAGAAUUUGUUACUGCUGCUGCAAAUAUCCGUGCUGAGUCUUUCGGAAUUCCUUUGCACAGCCUUUUUGAAGCGAAAGGUAUUGCUGGAAACAUUGUUCAUGCUGUUGCUACGACCAACGCCAUUAUUGCUGGUUUAAUUGUCAUUGAAGCAAUCAAAGUGCUGAAAAAGGAUGUGGACAAGUUCAGAAUGACAUAUUGCUUAGAACACCCAAGCAAAAAGCUGCUGCUUAUGCCAAUCGAGCCAUAUGAACCUAAUCCUGCUUGCUAUGUCUGUUCCGAGACCCCAUUAGUACUCGAGAUCAAUACUCGGAAAUCAAAACUACGGGAUCUAGUUGAUAAAAUUGUGAAAACCAAGCUUGGAAUGAACCUACCGUUGAUUAUGCACGGGAAUUCGCUUCUGUAUGAAGUUGGCGAUGAUCUUGAUGAUAUUAUGGUUGCAAACUACAACGCUAAUCUUGAGAAGUAUCUAUCAGAACUUCCUUCUCCCAUUCUUAACGGAAGCAUUCUCACAGUCGAAGAUCUUCAACAAGAGCUAUCUUGCAAGAUAAAUGUCAAGCACAGGUUUUUUUCUGAAAUUUUGAAUCCUGUUUUAAAUUCAGUUUGGUUUCUGAUUAUAUUACCAUCGACUUUCCCUAAACUCUUCCAUUUCACUGAAUCACGAAAUCAAGAUGGGUUAUCAUUAGACAUCAUCCUAGGAUUCUCAAAUGUAACUAUUAGGAGAGUCCUUACCAUGUUUGAAACUGGCAGACGUUUAACGCAUCCUUUACUUAUUCUGUUCUGUCACAGGGAAGAAUUUGACGAGGAAAAAGAACCUGAAGGAAUGGUACUCUCUGGAUGGACACCAUCUCCAGCUACCAAUGGCGAGAGCGCAUCAACAUCAAACAACGAGAACCCAGUUGAUGUUACAGAGAGUUCCUCAGGAUCCGAGCCUGCUUCUAAGAAGAGAAGACUCUCUGAGACCGAGGCCAGUAAUCAUAAGAAAGAAACAGAGAACGUCGAGAGUGAAGAUGAUGAUAUCAUGGAGGUUGAAAAUCCCAUGAUGGUGAGCAAAAAGAAGAUAAGAGUUGAAUAGGCCCCUUUUUUGAAAGAUCUGAUCCCUAAAUGCUUGCUUUAUUUAUUAGCUUCUUUUUACUUCGAUCUAACUUUCUACUUUCUGAAAUUAUGCCACAAGAAUUACAAAGUAUGAUUUAGGGAUUCUUUGAUGAAGAAGAAAACUACUCAGAUUGUUAAAUAUUUACUAGGACAGGAUCCUUUGGAUGAGGAGCUCAGGAACUCAUUUUAAGGAAGCAAUUUUUGCUUUCCAGAGAUUCCUGUUAUGUUUUCACUAACUGUAAGAGCUCCCUUGUAUCUUUAUUUCUUCGAGUUAUCAAAUUUUCUGUUUUUUUU
Messenger RNA from Arabidopsis thaliana (thale cress), 2575 nucleotides. RefSeq names its product SUMO-activating enzyme 2 (gene SAE2). Gene Ontology annotation, cellular component: nucleus. The coding region runs from base 159 to 2261 and encodes 700 amino acids. Gene Ontology annotation, biological process: protein sumoylation. Lineage: Eukaryota; Viridiplantae; Streptophyta; Magnoliopsida; Brassicales; Brassicaceae. The transcript is spliced from 10 exons. The record is from RefSeq and is marked reviewed. Gene Ontology annotation, molecular function: ubiquitin-like modifier activating enzyme activity.